Messenger RNA from Syngnathus typhle (broad-nosed pipefish), 1420 nucleotides. Its product is annotated as protein phosphatase 1 regulatory subunit 12B-like. Bases 629 to 1216 code for a protein of 195 amino acids. The transcript has 8 exons. Gene Ontology annotation, cellular component: A band; Z disc; cytoplasm. Gene Ontology annotation, molecular function: protein kinase binding; enzyme inhibitor activity; phosphatase regulator activity. Lineage: Eukaryota; Metazoa; Chordata; Actinopteri; Syngnathiformes; Syngnathidae. The record is from RefSeq and is a predicted model, not a curated record.
GUCCGUCCUUCACGUCACCUGCCAGGUAGAGUGGUGAGGCUUGCCACCUGGCGGCCGCCAAUAUCUCCUCGGAUUACCUUAUGGUCUUCCAAGAUGAAAACACCAGACUCUCAGAUGGUGCUCCGCCUCCUCUGUGCAGUCCCGCGCAUAAAUGGACAAUUUUAGGCCUCAGUGGCUCGUCCCGUCCUCGUUCAGAGCCUCUGGCAAGAUGCCACCGAAAGCUUGGGGGAGAAGCAAAGCAGAGAGGAAGGCUGGGAGGGCGAGUGAGCUGUGAAAGGAGGGGGGAGAGAGAGAGAGAGCAGCUGAUGAAGAGAGAGUAUAACUUUGAGGGAUCACAGGAAGAGGCAGCACAGGAAGAACUUUUGGCUCCUUUCAGGCCUUUUUUUAGGUCACAGGCUUCUGUUUACAAGUUGAAGAAAAUGAGAUUAUAUUAAUUAAAUCUUUGCUAAAAAUUAAAUUUUGAUCUAAACUGACUACUGAAGCUUGGAAGAAGACCAAAGUUUCUCCAAACUGGGCCACAGCUUUACAGACUUCCCGAAGGAUUCCCCGACGCACCAGCAUGGGCUCAGGUGCUUGAGGCAAUCUUUGCAUCUGUUAUCUGGAGGCGAGGGAGGCUGUAGGGGGGAGGAUGUCUUCCUACUUCCCCCGCACCAAAGACCUGACUCGUACCAGGAGGUCAGUCACCGACUCACCGCCAUCGUCUCCAUCCCCUACAGAAAAAAGCUUCCGACAUGACAGAUUGUCAAGAUUGGACUCGAGUGGGGAGAAUAUCCCUGAUAGAUUGGGACGGACCAGCUCCUACAUUCGCAGGGAGACCAGGCUAGCUUCUCUGAACAAGCCGGAGCAAGACAUCACAAGCAAAGACUAUAAGAAGAUGUACGCAGACGCUCUACAUGAGAAUGACCGUCUCAAGUCCAGGUUGCAGGACAGCAAGCAAGAACUUGUUAGCAUCCGUUCCCAGCUGGAGAAAGUGACUCAAAGGCAAGACAGAAUAGCAGAGAAAUCUACUCUGCUUGAAUCUGAGAAAAAGGAAAAACAGGCCCUUGAAAAACGAGUGUCGGGCAUGGAAGAUGAAAUUAAGGCUUUCCCUGCUCUUGCUCAGGCCCAGGCUUUGCGGAGCGUCAACGAGCGCCUCCUGGCUGAAAAUAGAGCCUUGCUGCGAGCCCUCGCCCGCCUCUCUGAGACGGCCUCCAUACCGGAGACAGAGGACCUCUGAACUCACCUCUUCUCUUCUCACCCUCUUCCCGAACAACAUAACUCUCCUUCUGAUGCCUCUGCAGACCCCCCCCUCAUCCUCUGCCGUGUUCCUCUCAGGUCUUGACGGAACUCAAGAUGGACAACCAGAGGCUAAAGGAUGAGAACGGCGCUCUCAUUCGGGUUAUCAGCAAACUUUCAAAAUAAAAGGAUGUCACAACUUAAA